AUGAUCACAGCUCCAUCAACCUCCCUGCUUCGAAUAGGAGCAGCAGGCCAGCUGCUGAAUGUCCGCGGGAUGGGCAGAAGGCAGCCGAAACAAGGAAAACCGCCGAUUUUGCCGCCCAGCAAGAAGGUACUCUACCACGUGGUGAAUCCAGAGUGGGAGAAGCCGGAACACGUCAAGGAGCUACUGUGGCGACGGUUUGCGUACAACAACGGAGUCAAUUCGCUGCGAAUCUUGUUCAAGCAAGAGGCUUCAUCGAAGAUUUCCACCGGCCAAGGUCUUGCCUCUAUGCGUGAAGAAGAAGAGAAAGAAUUCAACAUUCUCAUCGCCGCUAAUGAGGAACGGAAUUUGAAGAAAUCUAAAGACCGGGAAAUUCGAAGCCUGGAAAAAUGGAACACCACGCGCCAGGAGAUGAUGGACGAGAUCUCAUCGACGCUCACCGAACAAGAGAAGCAGGCUAAAUGGGCUAAUAGAGCGAGUCCGGGAGGCGAUUCGGGACAGCAAGGACUACGCGCGAAGUUGGAAAAUCCUGCUCCGGUCAAGUAUCAAGAAGGCACGCCAACGAUUCAGAAGGGCCGAUUGCGGCGUAUGGUGAAGCAGAUCAACAUCAAGUACCGGCCACUCGACUACGAUGAUUCUUCAAAAUACGUGUUCCAAUACUCUGGACAACAGCCGAUGAGAACGCGACGACCCAGAAAUGAAAGCAGACUGAACGAGCUCUGGAAAUUGCCGGCUGAGUACACGUUCGACCCUCCGGGUGACUGGACACUGAUUGGAUUUCAGCGAUCCAACGACCCCUCCACUGAUUUUCGCUCGACCGGCAGCCUCGGCCUCGCCCAGAUGCUCUUCUUCGUCAAGUAUCAUCGCAUCGUAUUGGACCACGAGGUCGCCUGGCCCGAAGCCCUGCCAUUUGCACUGACUUCAAUACACAUCACAGCUUUUCUGAUGGCUUUGAUGAAGGAACAAGUUCUCCGCGAUCACUUCUAUGCUGGCAACGAGCUUCCAUCGCUAGAGGGAUUUAACAAGAUUCACUGCCGAUUACUUUGGCUGAUGUCCGCUUUACUGGGGCAAACAGGGCGCCGAAUCAAUCAUGCAGCCUUCCAGAACGGCGUCGUUCGCCUGCUGCAUUUCCGUCAAAAAAGCCUACACGAGAUUACCGUUGAAGAAAUUGUUUCCGCG
Mesorhabditis spiculigera is the source of this 1176-nucleotide messenger RNA. The record is from the annotation of a GenBank genome assembly. Lineage: Eukaryota; Metazoa; Nematoda; Chromadorea; Rhabditida; Rhabditidae.